Messenger RNA from Cuculus canorus (common cuckoo), 1466 nucleotides. Its product is annotated as interferon-induced transmembrane protein 5. The transcript has 2 exons. Gene Ontology annotation, biological process: bone mineralization; bone morphogenesis. Gene Ontology annotation, cellular component: plasma membrane. NCBI's taxonomy places the organism in Eukaryota, Metazoa, Chordata, Aves, Cuculiformes, Cuculidae. The coding region runs from base 634 to 1029 and encodes 131 amino acids. The record is from RefSeq and is a predicted model, not a curated record.
GCAUGGCAGAAGCAAAUGAACCCCAAAUCUGUGUGCUCCUCUGGCCGCACACACCCCCUGUCCCACCACACAGCCCCGUCUCCCUCUAGAGAACCCCACAGAGCUUUGCCAGAAGCAGCUCGUCCACUUUUUAGUGUUAAGUUCCCAUUUAACGCAGCCCAAACGCACUGUGAAUAAGGGGACCUCCCAGCCAAGACCAGCUCACGGCACCCUGGCACCAAGGGGUCUCCUCAGUCAAGUCCAUUGAGGGACUGGUCUGAAGGCAUCCUGGCAGCAAGGAUCUAUCUCGUAUCAGCCCCUCGAGGUGAUGGUCACUUCUUUCCAAAGUCAUCCCAUGGCUCCAUCCUGGCAGACCUCUCCCUGGCUCAUGCUGGAGCAGUCUGUGCUCCUCAUCGCAGGAGGAAGGCUGGCUAUAAAAAGCCUGUAGGCUUGUGGAACCAGCUCUGUUUCUCACAGCUGCCAGCCAAGCCUUCCUGAUAACCACAGCGCGCCGAGGGCUGUAAUUUCCCAGGUUUAUAUAUAGAGGAGGGGAGGUCGUGCCAGAGAAGGGGACCAUAUAAAGGGGCCACCCAGCCGCGCUGCCCAGCCGCGCUGGUGGAGCGGGAGAGCCGCGGGGUGCCCCUGUCCGUGGCCAUGGACACCUCUUACCCGCGGGAGGAUCACUUGCCCACGCCAGCUCACAAGCGGGAGCAGUCUUCCACCACUCGCAUCUCCCUGCCGCCUCGUGAUCACCUCGUCUGGUCGAUCUUCAACACCAUCUACAUGAACUUCUGCUGCCUGGGCUUUGUGGCGCUUGCCUUCUCCGUCAAGGCACGGGACCGGAAAGUGGCUGGGGACGUGGAAGCUGCUCGGCGCUUCAGCUCCAAAGCCAGGUGCUACAAUGCCCUGGCCACGGCGGGGAGCGUGGUGCUACCGCUUCUGCUGGCCGCCCUGGUCAUCACGGGUGUCAUUCACCUCUCCAAGCUCGCCCACGAGUCCGUCGGCUUCUUCACCUACCAGUUCAGCGGGAGCGAUGAUGAGGACAAGUGACCAGUGGGCAAGGGGCGGCAUGGAAACUCCUUCAUAUCGCAGCUGGCCCCCUACAAAGGACCACUGGUCCAGCAUAACCCGGCCACCACCCAGCUCUGCCGCCCAGGGCCACAUCUGCAAGCUCUCGUACCCCCCAGGCAGUGCGAGGUCAGGGAGACGCAGCCCCACUUUCCCCACACCGCUGUGUCCUCCACCCCUGGCCCCAAGAGACCCAACUCUGGCUCCCAGCUCAGUUCUCUGUGUUCCCCCUGUGUUUUCGUAUCUUCCUCUACCCCAAGUGGAGUCCAGAAUCCCCAGUUACUAUUUAAAUCAUUAAACCGUGUUACACACUGCAAGUCCUCCGUGUGCGUGUGUGCAGGGCAAGGCGGUGCUAAGGGGACGCCAUAAAUACAGCUUUUCCACUUUCCUCUCACUCUUCGUGGCCAGGAGAAGGAAUG